Messenger RNA from Oryza brachyantha (malo sina), 1998 nucleotides. Its product is annotated as F-box/LRR-repeat protein At4g14103-like. The transcript is spliced from 6 exons. Gene Ontology annotation, molecular function: protein binding. Lineage: Eukaryota; Viridiplantae; Streptophyta; Magnoliopsida; Poales; Poaceae. Bases 206 to 1717 code for a protein of 503 amino acids. The record is from RefSeq and is a predicted model, not a curated record.
UUCGACACGAUCCCCUCCGCCGCGCGCGCCGCAUUCAUCUCCCGCCGGCGCAGACAGAAACCUGGAUCGAGCGCGCGCGGCGGGUGGAUCUCGCGCCUCGAUCUCGUAGAUAGAAGAGGGAGAGGGAGAGGUGGACCGCCUCGGGUGCUCUCGAUUUUCUCGGCUCGACCCCGCGUGCGGGAGCGCGCGCGCGCUGGAGCGGAUCAUGUCCACCACCGGGGGGACGCGCCGUCGCCGCCCGCGGCGGGACAGAGCCCGCGAAGAAGAAACAGUUGCUAAAUCGGCGAAAAGGAAGUACUCACACUGCCAACAAGAUGAUGAUUCUCAAGGAGGUAAAAUGAUGAGAAAUUCAGUGCCAACCCUUCCAGAGGACAUCUGGAGUUAUAUACUUUCCCUGAUGCCAAUGCGAGAUGUUGCCCGUUCUGCAUGUGUGUGUCGUGCCUUUCUGCAAUCCUGGAGAUGUCAUCCCAACCUCAGCUUUGACGCGGAUGCCUUAGGCCUUUGUGAAACAGAUUUUACCAACACAGUUGACCACAUUCUUAAAAAGCACUCAGGCAUUGGUGUGAAGAGGUUCAAGCUUUUAGUCCAAUACAAGCUAGAUAUCUGUGAUUAUGUCAAUAGUUGGCUUCAGUUUGCCGUUACACCAGGGAUUGAAGAACUCAGCCUUUGGCUGUCUAGAAGCAAGCCAUGGUACAACUUCCCGUGCUCACUUUUCUCUGACAGAAUUGCAAACUCAAUUCGGUAUCUUGAGCUUGGCUAUUGUGCAUUCCAUCCCACAAUUGACGUUGGUUCAUUGAGAAACCUGAAAAGGCUGCAACUGUCAUGUGUUCGUAUUUCAGGGGAUGAGUUAGCAUGUGUUCUUUCCAACUCACUUGCUUUGGAGCAGUUGGAACUCACGUGUUGCCUAAAUAUAAUUAGCCUUAAGAUGCCUUGUCUGCUGCAGCGGCUUGACUACCUUAAGGUUUUGGAAUGCAGGAGGGUUCAGGUGAUAGAGAGCAAUGCCCCUAAUCUCUCCAGAUUUUACUAUAGUGGAUACAAGGUGAAAUUCUCACUUGAGGAAUCGUUGCAAGUGAAGAAUCUAUAUGUGUGUCGUCCAAACAUCACAAGCUAUGCUCGUGCCAAUCUUCCAUCCAGUGUGCCGAAUGUGGAAACUCUUGCCAUAGCUUCACACUGUGAGAUGAAGGACACACCAUUGCUACCAACCAAAUUUCUGCACCUCAAGCAUCUGACUAUUUCUCUUUCUGCAUGGACCUUUUCGCCAAACUACGACUAUUUCUCUCUGGUUUCCUAUCUGGACGCUUCUCCUUUAUUGGAGGUUUUCAUCUUGGCGAUAUCUCAGGAAUGCAUAGAGUCUGAAUCAAUUUUUGAAAGUUGCUCACAUCUAAGGCAGAUGCCGGAAUAUCGCCAUGAGCACCUAAACUCUGCGACGAUCAGUGGUUUCUGCUCCGGGAAGAGCUUAGUUGAGCUAACAUGCCAUAUUGUUGAGAACACAACGUCACUUGAAUGCCUUACAUUGGACACCACUCAUGGCGAUGGUAGGUGUUCCGGAAACGGUUCUAGCCUAUGCUCGCCUGCAAGCCAGAGUGUUCUCAUGGAAUCCCCUAGAACACUCUUGGCUGUCAGAAGAUAUAUCGAGGGGAAAAUUCCCCCUGGAGUCAAGUUAAAUGUGGUGGAACUAUGCAGGCUAUGCACCCGGUGCGAUGCUCUUUUGCGUUAGGUGCUGUCCUGAUGAGUCAUUGUGUAAUCUUUUAGUGACAUCCAGGAACAUUAUAUGCUCUGGGAAAGGGGACAUAAAUCAUAAUGUUGUUGUGCCUCCUACUCUCCUGGAAUAAGUUCAGUAGGGUUUUAUACAAUUUCGAAUGAAUUGCAGAAUGGGGCACUUUUUUUUUAACCAAGGUUUCAACUUAGACUGGGGAGAAAACAAGAUUUAGAUUUUUUUUUUUACUUUUGACUAGUUCACUUUGUACUACAAAUUCCCUAUCACUUUAAACCCUUUCA